AAACUCUUCACUCUCGACACUGGACAGCUUGCCCUUCUCUCUGGCCGUCUCGUCAGCUCCUGCCCCGCCUCCGGCAGCGUACCCCGCCAGUACGGAGAAGGCUGAUGGACUACGUCGCUCGUCACACCUGUACUUAGUUUGAUCAUCUACUCCACGAUCCAUCUGGACAAAUACAAACGAUGACUCCGCAAGACAGGAAGGCUCGGCCCUUGCCCUUAGAGCUUAUAGCCCAUAUCUUGCACUAUGCCGGCGGAGAGGAACGCAGCAAAAUGCUGCGAGCCUCCCGAAUGUGGCACGAGACCCUACUCCAGCCCCUGUACGCCGGCAUUCACCUUCACACCCCUCCAGGACUGAAUUCGCUGUACACAUCACUCCGCAAGCAUCCCGAGCGCUCUCGAUGGAUAACUGACUUUCGGCUGGGAACCAAGAACCGGUCCGUGAAGGUCGAAUAUUGGAGCCCUGCGGACUGUGUGAAACUCGCGUCCCUUGUUAUGGACGCCCGGCCGAGGCGCCUGGAAGUCCACUUUCACUCGACGUCUAGGAGAAAUGGGAAGCUGUUCUCAGAAACCAUGGGAUAUCUUGAUGGACGGUUGUAUCAUUGUGGUUCGAAAGUCUCACCGGCAACGGAAACCUUUAAUAUCGCACUCGUAUGGAUCUACGCUUCUGAAGCAAAAGCGGUUGAGCCGAUUGAUCGCUCGUUCCAUUGGCUACCGCUACCGCAAUUUGAUGCGCUACGGUCAGUGACAAUCACGGAUCACCAAAUGUUCAAGCAAGCCGCCGAAUGCGGUUGGCGGGAGUUUCCUCUCCUCAAUCAACUUCGAGUGUCAAUUCACAGAGACCCCGCCGCUCAAGAGCUUUGGUAUCUUCCACAAACAAUCCUGUCGCUCGAUGUGGAUUGGUACUCAGGGGCCGUCGCCAUGCAUCUUCCAAGAUGGAGUGAGCCCAACCCUAUGCAUGCCCUUCGGUAUUCCCCACCAGCGGAGGAAGGUUUGGCGAACGCAAUGCAUAUAGAAGUUGCCAAAGAAAUUUGGAUGCAAGAGCUGGCGAAUUACAACGGGGGAGGCGUGUUGGAAAUCAUGAGGGCAGACCCACCAGAAAUCGAGGAAGCGGAGCAUGCCGCUUUCGUUACAAUGUACGCGGACUACGCCGUCGCCAGCCAUAAAUUCGAUCUUGUUCGCGUCACGCAGCUCCCCAGGAGCGUGAGCUUGCUGGACAUGGGAGCACCACCCAUCCCAUCGUCAUCUUCGUCGUAGCGGCCUUUCGCAACGUAUUUGGGAGGACGCAGUUUAGAUGUGGGUUCCUCAGUAAUCGAACAUCGCCUCGAACGGAGCACGGUCU
Messenger RNA from Fimicolochytrium jonesii, 1338 nucleotides. RefSeq lists its product as uncharacterized. The transcript has a single exon. The coding region runs from base 180 to 1253 and encodes 357 amino acids. The record is from RefSeq and is a predicted model, not a curated record. Lineage: Eukaryota; Fungi; Chytridiomycota; Chytridiomycetes; Spizellomycetales; Powellomycetaceae.